Vitis vinifera (wine grape) is the source of this 1272-nucleotide messenger RNA. Its product is annotated as probable F-box protein At4g22030. The transcript has a single exon. Lineage: Eukaryota; Viridiplantae; Streptophyta; Magnoliopsida; Vitales; Vitaceae. The coding region runs from base 1 to 1272 and encodes 423 amino acids. The record is from RefSeq and is a predicted model, not a curated record.
AUGGCAACCAUUCAGUCAUCAUCUCUUCUUUUUUCUUCUUUUUCUUCUUCCUCUGCUUCAGAUAUUCCCAGAGACAUCAGAGCAGCUGCCUCAAAAUCCCGGGCAAGCCAUCUUUCAGUUUUGAAACUUCCUUCUGGAAACUUGGUUCAUGAACCGAGCAGGAAAAAUGGCUUCCAAACCAUAAAUUCUGGAGAAAUGAAGCCUCUUAUUAGGACUAAUAUGAGAAAUGAUGAAGCAAACUGUAACUCAAAGGUGGUUGAGGAGCUUUACGCUAUAAUGGAAGCUGUUGCGGACAGAUCAGAAAUGCACAAAAAUAUUGGCGUGCAGCGCGAUAAUUGGAACCGUCUUCUCCUCAACUCUGUAAAUGGGAUGACAGUCACAGCUGCAACAAUGGCUGGACUUGCAUUUCUGAGUGGUGGGGGUGCAACACUUUUGGCCUUGAAGCUCUCUUCCACCCUACUCUACACAGCGGCUACUGGAAUUUUGAUGGUGAUGAACAAUAUUCAGCCAUCUCAGCUUGCAGAAGAGCAAAGGAAUGCAGCUAGACUGUUUAAGAACCUUCACCAGCAAAUCAAGACUGUUGUUGCAGUUGGAAGCCCCAGUUUGAAUGAUGUGAACGCUGCAAUGGAGAAGGUGUUGGCGCUGGACAAGGCCUAUCCCCUUCCCUUGCUAGGGACGAUGCUCGAGAAGUUCCCAAAGACUGUGGAGCCUGCAGUGUGGUGGCCAAGAGAAGUGGGGUCUCAACAUGAGAAGGUGAGUGGGGGGGUGGAGAGAAAUGGGUGGAGUGAGAAGCUUGAGGAGGAGAUGAGGGAGGUUGUUGGGGUGCUGAAGAGGAAGGAUGCUGCAGAGUAUGUGAGGCUAAGCAAACUAGUAUUGAAAGUAAACAAAAUUCUAGCCAUAUGUGGCCCUCUUUUCACUGGCAUCGCCGCCAUGGGAUCGGCGAUGGUGGGAUCCUCACCUUGGAAUGGGUCGUGGGCUGUGGUGUUGGGUGUGGUGUUUGGAGCUCUGGCCACAGUGGUAAACACACUGGAGCAUGGUGGGCAGGUGGGUAUGGUGUUUGAGAUGUAUAGAAGCACUGCCGGGUACUUUCAACUCAUGGAAGAGACCAUAGAAUCAACUUUGAAGGAGAAAGAAGUAGGGGAAAGGGAAAAUGGAGAAUUAUUUGAAGUGAAAGUGGCUCUUCAGCUUGGAAGGAGCCUUCCUGGGCUUCAAAACCUAGCCACCACUCAUCCUCCUUCCCCUUCCAAUGAAUUUGCAAGCAAGCUCUUCUGA